Molecule: messenger RNA, 2362 nt
Organism: Spea bombifrons (plains spadefoot toad)
Lineage: Eukaryota; Metazoa; Chordata; Amphibia; Anura; Pelobatidae
Gene: ASPG
Product: asparaginase
Exons: 16
Coding region: 47-2008 (653 amino acids)
Biological process (GO): amino acid metabolic process
Molecular function (GO): protein binding; asparaginase activity
Source: RefSeq, a predicted model, not a curated record
UGCCAUUCAUCUCUUCCUCAGUCCUAGCGGCACGGCUGAAGCAGGCAUGGCGGAGGAGGACAUCGGCGGCAUCCCCCGGGCCGUCUCCGUGACCCGGCUCUCCAAGGCCCUGUCCCACACCCACCUGGACCUGCUGGGGCAGGAGCCCCUUCCGGCUACCCCCCUGCCGACCCUGCCAAGCACCCCCAGGGUGUCUGCUGCGCAAUCCACCCGCAAGAGGAGACUCUCCAAGAGCCAGAGUCUGUCCGGGUCCCUGGAGAGUCUGAAUGGGGUGGCCAACGAGGCCAGGGUCCUUGUCAUCAACACGGGGGGGACCAUAGGCAUGAUGUACCAGAAUGACGUGCUGGCUCCUCAGGCCAACUCCUUUGCAAAGGCUUUGAAGAAGCUCCCGAUCCUCCACGAUGAGGCGUACGCCCAGCAAACCAAACUCUACGAGUUCCUCGAAUUCCCCGAAGACACCUUGGUGCUCCCACUUUCCAAACAGAAAAAACGAAUCGUGUACACCAUACUGGAGUAUUCUCCGCUGCUGGAUUCCUGUAACAUGACUACCGAUGACUGGGCCAAGAUCGCAAAAGAUAUCCAGAAACACUAUGAGCAUUUUGAUGGCUUUGUCAUUCUUCAUGGAACAGACACAAUGGCCUACACUGCGUCGGCGCUGUCCUUUAUGUGCGAACAUCUGGGGAAACCCAUCGUAUUGACCGGCUCUCAGGUUCCAAUAUACGAGAUGAGGAAUGAUGGCCGAGACAACUUGCUGGGGGCUCUUCUGAUCGCUGGACAGUUUGUCAUACCAGAGGUGUGCCUGUAUUUCCACCACAAGCUCUACAGGGGCAAUCGGGUGACUAAGGUAGAUGCUGGAAGUUUCAAUGCCUUCACAUCUCCCAACUUGCCUCCACUUGCCAACGCCGAAGUCGAUAUUACAAUUAACUGGGACACCGUUUGGAGAGCAAACACCACCAAGAAGUUCAUUGUCCAUACAGAUAUGAACAGGAACGUGGGCCUUCUCCGGAUAUUUCCUGGGAUCACCGCGGCCACCGUAAAGGCUUUCCUGCAGCCACCGAUGGAAGGCAUCGUGCUCGAGACGUACGGGUCUGGUAAUGCGCCGGAUUGCCGCCUUGACCUACUUCAUGAGCUGAAGGCCGCUACGGAGCGAGGGGUGGCCAUUGUUAACUGCACCCAGUGCCUGCGAGGGUCCGUCACCGAGUCGUACGCAACGGGAAAGGCUCUCUCCGAGGUUGGGGUCAUACCGGGAUGUGACUUGACUCCAGAAGCUGCUCUGGCCAAGUUGUCCUAUGUUCUGGGCAAAACCCACUUAACCCAGGAGGUGAAGAGGAAGAUGCUGUUUGUCAAUCUGAGGGGAGAAAUGACAGUCAGUGCCACCGGAGCCAAGAUUUCCCUUCGAGACAGCAGAUUUAUUCAAGUCGUUGCCAAGUCUGUUGGUGUGAGCUGCAAAGAGGAGCUCGAAGCCGUCCGAGAUGCCCUCACGCCAGCUUUAGCCUGCGCAGCCGCUAAGACUGGAGACAUCAACGCCUUGGAAGCCAUACGCGACAUGGGUGGAAACUUCAGCAACGAGGACUAUGACGGUCGGACCCCGUUGCACGUGGCUUCCUGCGAGGGUCAUUACAACGUAGUCCAGUACCUUUUAAGUCACGGCGCCACCGUGUACGCCAAGGAUCGCUACGGUGACACGCCGCUGAUGAAUGCCGUGAAGUUCCGGCGAUUGGAAGUCAUCAAGCUGCUCCGUCAGACGGGGGCACAUCUUUCGUGGGAAGAGUUGGAACACAGCGGAACGGAACUUUGCAGUUUAGCUGCCAAUGGUGAUGUGGAAGGGCUGACUGCUUGGGAAUUGGCAGGAGUCGAUAUGGACCAGGUCGGAUAUAAUGGGCAAACUCCUUACCAGGUGGCAGAAGAUGCUGGAAAUGAAGAGGUUAUGGAGUUUUUCAGUGCUAGGAAGGCCCAGGUCUUUCUCAAUGGAAGCUCGAGUGAUAAGGACAGCUACUUAAGCAGCUAAAGGGCUGGCCAUUGAAACCUCUGCUGGUGUCUGAGAAGACAAACUCGUGUGCUGGUUCCUCGUAGUAACAUAUCAUCUGUUUUCUUAAAGUCUAGACGCAGGGGUCUCGUUAUCGCAAGGACCCUAUAGCUGUAUGUCUGGAUUUUUUUUGUAGAGAUACACAUGGAUUUAUCGUUUUGACGUAAUAUUGUAAGAUGCACACAUCACUUUUGGAAAUGUCGUCUGCUAACUUAAAAAAAAAAAAAACGUUCAUGAAUGAUGGAGAAAUGUGACGGAACUUCUCAAUGUGUUUAUUCUAUGAAAACGUCAUGGAAGGCUGCUAGCGUGUUACAUUUCAACAUGUAUGUUAGUAUU